CGCUGAAUGAAAUGAAGGUGGUUCGUGCAGGAAUGGCGGCGGUUAUCGCUGCGCUGCUGGUUGUCGUGACUGUGGUUGGUGUUGGUGACAGCGCCGUUGCAGCAGCAGCAGCAGGGGCAGCAGCAGCAGCAGCAGCAGCAGGGGCAGGAGCAGGAGGAGCAGAGGCAGCUCCCAACGCGAUCCCGGGCGAUCUGCCCAAGGAGAUUGCAGACCACAAGUUUGUGUUUGUCGUCGGCGCUCACCACAGCGGCACCACCUUGCUCGACUUGAUCAUCGGCGAGCACGAGGAUGCCACCGCGCUCAAAGGCACGGGCAAGGCCGCCAAUGAGGGCCAGCAUGUGCAAAAUGUGUACAAGCCCGCUCACGAUCUGGGCGGCGUAAUCUCAUAUGCCUUCAACGGAGAAGCGUACAUGGAUGAGACGGAUCCGCGGUUGACGGCAGACAACCGGCUCAGCCUGUACAACUCUUGGGCAAAGUACUGGAAUACAAGCAAGCCGUAUCUGGUCGAGAAGUCACCGCGCCACAUCACCAUGACCCGCUUCCUGCAGGAGAUGUUUACGCGGGAGCGGACGUACUUUGUGAUUAUCAUGCGGCACCCGUUUGGCGCGUUUGACUUUGUGUUCAGGCAGUACCCGACACAGAAGUCAUAUGGGUGCGGCUACUUGGAGCUGCGGCAGUGGCUCACCCUGCACGAGAACCUGAUGGACGACAUCAAGCACCUAGAGAACGUGGUCGUGGUGCAGUUUGAGCAGUUGCUGGGGCUUGGCCACGAGGCAACUCAGAACCUCGCCAAUGAAAUCUUUGAGUUUUUGCACCUCCCGCCCAACGUGCAGCUGGACAUCGACGGGGGCACCUCUGACGAAGCAAAAUACAUCCACUGGUACACGAGCUUGCGCAAGACGCACCCCAACUGGUUUGACAAGGAUGGCCGGUACAUCAAGGCGCCAAACGCGCGCGUGCCGCUGCCGGACUUCUACCGCCCCGAAAACUACAAGCCGAGUGACUACUCACCACCGCCACGCGGAGUGCGCCGCAGCACGCCUGGCACGCGUGGCAAAGGGGAGGAAGAGGCGGGGGAGCAGGCAAGCAAAGACAACAGCAGUGGCAACACCAAGCCCCGUGGUGAUGGCACGGCCGACGCUGGCGCUGGUGGAGAUGGCAGCGCAACAGCAGCGGCGGGCGUUGCCGACACGGCUGCGAUUGACGCCGUUGUUGAGCGCACGCAAGAGGAGCUGGAUCGCACAGCGGAUGGGGAGCAGAAGGCGGUUCUGCAGAAGCACCUGGAUGCACUGAAGGAGGCGCGGGACCUGCUGAUCAACAAGGCGCUGCAAGGCGACCGCACAGAUGACGAGGACGACGACGACGGCCUGGCGGAGGAGGCAGACGUGGAGGAAGUGGGCGAUGAUGGCGCGACCGCGAAGCGACGCAAGCUGCUCACGUACUACGGCAACAUGCGGUCGCAUGUCCAGGUGCACACGGGCUCUGUGUUUGACUGGGCGGAGAAGUGGGCGAACACGGACUGGAGCUCAAAACAGUGCUCGCGCUUGAUGAAGGACCUGGAGCCCAGGCUGGGCAAGUUUGGAUACACCCUCAAGAACCUCACCUACUACGAAGCACCCAAGGCGUUCAAAGAUUACCUCCUCCACCCCUUUUAGCUUGUGUGCUUGUGUGUGCUUGUGUG
This is a messenger RNA of Salpingoeca rosetta, 1681 nucleotides long. RefSeq lists its product as uncharacterized. Bases 12 to 1655 code for a protein of 547 amino acids. Lineage: Eukaryota; Choanoflagellata; Craspedida; Salpingoecidae. The transcript has 6 exons. The record is from RefSeq and is a predicted model, not a curated record.